This is a messenger RNA of Esox lucius (northern pike), 1579 nucleotides long. It is a transcript of the gene cnot9, whose product is annotated as CCR4-NOT transcription complex subunit 9. The transcript has 8 exons. The coding region runs from base 146 to 1051 and encodes 301 amino acids. Gene Ontology annotation, biological process: mRNA catabolic process; negative regulation of translation. Gene Ontology annotation, cellular component: CCR4-NOT core complex; CCR4-NOT complex; P-body. The record is from RefSeq and is a predicted model, not a curated record. Lineage: Eukaryota; Metazoa; Chordata; Actinopteri; Esociformes; Esocidae.
GGUCAAGCGCAGCUGAGCUCUCGCGAGCUUCGUUGUCUGUUUUCACAACAGAUCAUAUUUAAUUUUUUUUAACGAAAACGUUAUACAGUUGUCUAAAAUAGGUAUAUAUCUGCCCCCGGGCAACCAUAUAUAGGCGCUGCAAAGAAUGCUGGCUACAGGAGCAGCUGUAACCACGGCGCUGGCGCAAGUGGAUAGGGAAAAGAUUUACCAGUGGAUCAACGAGCUGUCCAGCCCGGAGACCCGCGAGAAUGCGCUACUUGAACUCAGUAAAAAACGCGAGUCCGUGCCGGAUCUAGCUCCGAUGCUAUGGCACUCUUGUGGAACUAUAGCUGCUCUCCUGCAGGAGAUUGUCAACAUUUAUCCCUCAAUAAACCCUCCAACCCUGACCGCUCACCAGUCAAACAGAGUAUGCAACGCCCUAGCACUUCUGCAGUGUGUAGCCUCACAUCCUGAGACACGGUCUGCAUUUUUGGCAGCUCACAUACCUCUGUUCCUGUACCCCUUCUUACACACUGUCAGCAAAACACGACCAUUUGAGUACCUCCGACUUACCAGCCUAGGAGUCAUCGGUGCCUUGGUCAAAACAGAUGAGCAGGAGGUGAUUAAUUUUCUGUUGACAACAGAAAUCAUUCCACUGUGCCUUCGCAUUAUGGAGUCUGGCAGCGAAUUAUCUAAAACGGUUGCUACUUUUAUACUACAGAAAAUUCUCCUUGAUGACACAGGGCUGGCAUACAUUUGCCAAACGUAUGAACGCUUUUCCCAUGUGGCCAUGAUACUUGGAAAAAUGGUCCUUCAACUCUCCAAAGAGCCGUCUGCUCGUCUUCUGAAACACGUUGUUCGUUGUUACCUGCGCCUUUCGGACAACUCCAGCCCCCACACCAGAGCUCGAGAGGCCCUCCGUCAGUGUCUACCAGACCAGCUGAAAGACACCACGUUUGCCCAGGUCCUGAAGGACGACACCACUACCAAACGCUGGCUGACACAGCUGGUGAAGAACCUGCAGGAAGGCCAAGUCACAGAUCCACGAGGCAUCCCCCUGCCUACACAGUAACUCCCCCCACGUCUCCCGAGCUGCACGAUUGUGCUAACUUUCCCAAGAUUCCCCGGUUUUCCGAGACCUUCCUGGAAUCAGGAUGCAAUAAUCAGAAAAUCCGGGCAUUUUCUUCCUGGGAUUUCUACAAAACAUGGGAAUUUUGCCAAGGUAACUGUAUUUCACAUACAACUGCACUGAGUGAUACCCACCAGCAAGGACCCAGCUUCCAGAAACAAGAAGAUGCCUCCACUUGGAGUGACAGACCCAUAAAGGGGAACCUCUGUAUUGACUGAAAAGUCUUUUCUUAACAGCUCUUUUUUUUUUUUACAUUUUGUUUUAUAUAAUAAAAUGAAUUCAGGGCUAUGGUUGACGAACCUGCCUGCUUGCCCAAAUGUGUGUGGAUGUUUUUCAGUCUCUCCAAAUGUAUGUUUUAUGUUUUCUCAAGGACAUUUGAAGUCUUCAUUUCACUGUGUUCUGAAAUUGAAGUAGCCUGUACAAUAAAACGUUACAUCUUGGCAUAUGCAAUACUUUGCUUUGUAUAAUACC